AAAGCCUACAAAGGUCAAUGUCAGCUUGUUCUCUCUGUUGUUAUAGAUUCCCCUCCCGACACACACACCUUUCCAAUGCUCAGUUGUGCACGUUGUGCAGGCAGGACUUCUGACUGUACAUGAGAAGUGCUAUUGAGCAACUAGCAGGUGGUUCCUAUAUGGGAGUUCCCUCUAUUAAAGUGAUAUAAAGCCUGGAGCAGGUUGUCACAGUAGGAGUUGGUUCACACAAGAACCAGCAGGCUCCGUUCACUGUCACAAUGAACCAAAGGAGGUUCCUCCUGUUCUCUUGCCUCCUGGGUCUCAUCGCUGGAGCCACCUCAAAGCUGCAUCAUGUCCUGACUAUCCCAGUACAGUUGAGCAGUGGAGGGACACAGAGGGCCUGUGUGAACUUACAGGACUAUGAAGAAGCAGUUAGUCUCCAUGUUGUCUUGCUGCACAAUGGAGUUGAAACCACCAUCUUUGAAGAAACAGUUCAACCCCCUUGUUUUUUUAUGUGUAAAGAAUUCCCAGUUCCGGAAGUAGAAUCUGAUACACCUGUCGCUGUCACGCUUUCUGCAAUCAGUGGUGAAGAAGAAGUUUUGGAUCGUAAGACGGUCGUGAUUGUUUCGCAACAGAAGACACAAACUGUCACAUUCAUUCAGUUCGACAAACCUAUCUAUAAGCCUGGCAAUAAAGUUGACUUUCGACUGAUCACAAUGGAUUCCCUGCUGCACCCAGUAAAUCAGCAGUUCUCAGCUGUUUACCUUCAGGACCCUUCAGGGAGUCGCAUAGCCCAGUGGCUAGAUCUGACCUCACAACGUGGUGUUGCGGAACUGUUCUUCCAGCUUAUCAGUGACGCAGCUCCUGGCUCCUACAAUAUCAUUGUUGAGAGCACAUCAGAUAACAUUGAUGUUAUGGAAUAUUUUACAGUGGAAGAAUACAUACCACCGAGAUUCAGUGUCUCCGUGGCCGCCCCUCAAACUUUAUCUGUAUUGGACGAGACUGCGAAAUUCAAUGUCUCUGCUGUAUACACCUAUGGUCAACCAGUCCCGGGUAGGGUCACAGUACGGAUUUGCAAACAAGUUUUUCCCUUUGGACGAAGUCGAAACUGCUUAAAGGACAAAUCAGAAAAAUGCUUGAAUACAACCGAACAGUUGGGCCCUGAUGGAACAUACCAAGCUGAAAUUGAUUUGAACCCUUUAAGCAUAGGGCUUUCUGUCUUUGGGUCAUCUCUGUCUGUGGACAUCACAGUGGUUGAGGAAGGCACAGGGGUCCAAGUAAGAGAAAAUCGUUACAUCGGCAUCAGUAGCCAGCUUGCCAGUCUCUCGCUUGACUAUGAGUCUCUGCAGCAGUAUUACAAACGGGGGCUGCCUUACGUAUUAAGGGUGACAUUAAGAAACGAGAAGGGGCAGCCUCUUGCAAAUGAAAAAGUCGAUCUGGAAAUUCAGAGCAGUGUUAUUCAAGAAGUAAAUACAGACCAGGCUGGAAAGGCAGAGUUUCAGAUUGAUACCUCAAGCUUUGUGAUGCCCAAUUUCACAUUCAAGGUCAGUUAUCAGAAUCCAGCCCUAUGUUACUACUCCCAGUGGGAAAACACUAACUAUCCUUCUGUUGAAUAUCAAGUGCUACGGUUCUACUCGGAGAGCGGCAGCUUCUUGCAGCUUUAUGGCCCAAAGGAGGCACUGAGUUGUGGGAAGAGCUACAGCAUCAACGUGCAGUAUAUUGUGAACUGUGAUAAAGCGGGAGACACGGCUACUUUCUUCUUCUUGGUAAUGUCGAAAGAAAAGAUUGUUCUCUCUGGUGCACAGGAUGUUGAUGUUUCUACAUCUAAAAAUGGCUCCAUUUCUAUAAAUAUUGAUGUGACUUCAGAACUCGUUCCUUCUGCAAGAGUUAUAGUGUACAGCAUAUUGCAUUCCGAGCUUAUAGCAGAUACUGUGACUCUGAAUAUUGAAACCUGCUUCAAGCACCAGGUUUCCCUCAGCUUCUCGGAGGAUCGAGGCCCACCAGCUUCAAAUGUUGACCUGAAAAUAUCAGCUGCUCCUGGAGCUUUUUGUGGCGUUAGGGUUAUUGAUUCCAGUCUCCUCUUGCUCAAUUCAUACGAAAGAUUUUCAGCCUCUAAUGUGUACAGCUCCAUUCCAUAUCUGUCACUUUAUGGGUACAACGUUGGUGAAUUAGAUUUGGAAGAGCCAAAGCCUCCCUGUGAGGAUCCUCACAGACAAAUAUUCUACAAUGGGAGCUAUUAUAUACCUAUAAGCAGCUAUUCAGAAGGAGACAGCUAUGGUAUUUUCAAGCAAUUGGGUCUGGUGGUUGGUACUGAAUACAGGCUGAGAAAACCAGUUGUCUGUGGAUAUGAACAGGAGCCAAUUGUGCCUAUUAGGAAAGGUGGCUUUGGAGGUGGCUUUGGAGGUCCCAUGCUAACAUCUGUUCUAGCGGAUGGAGUUGGCACAGGACGCAUUGAAACAGUUCGAAAAGACUUCAGGGAGACCUUUGUAUGGAAAAUGGUGGUUGUUGACUCAGAAGGCAAAUUAUCAUUCACGGAGAAAGUCCCAGACACCAUCACCGAGUGGAAAGGCUCCAUGUUCUGUCUUUCUGAGGAGCAAGGAUUUGGGAUGACUACAUACACAGCCAACUACACGUCAUUCCUGCCGUUCUUUGUGGAACCUUCGUUGCCUUAUUCCAUCACUAGAGGGGAGACCAUGGUGCUGAGGGCAUUUGUGUCCAACUACUUGCAGAAAUGCAUCACGAUCAGCGUAACCCUGGCGGAAUCUGCUGAUUUUGAAGCUGCGCCCCAGGACGUCCAACAGGAUAAAUGUAUCUGUGCAGGCGGCAGAGCCACUUACUCAUGGAAUGUAGAUGCAAAGACAUUAGGUGAGAUCAGCUUUUCCUUGUCUGCCGAGACAACUAACAUUGGAGACACUUGUGAGGGGCCCAACGACCCAUCCCAGCCCCUCCGCAAAGAUACAGUGAUCAGAACGGUUCUGGUGGAGGCUGAGGGUAUCAGAAGAGAAGUGACUUCUAGCAAUCUUGUUUGUGUGGAUGGUUCUAAUACUGAAAUACCCAUCAGUAUUACUCCCCCUGAAAACAUAGUGUCGGGCUCAGCUGAUGGCUACAUCAUUGCCCUGGGUGAUGUUAUUGGUCUACCUCUGAGUAAUCUCCAGAAUCUGCUCCAGAUGCCCUAUGGGUGUGGUGAACAGAACCUUGCCCGUUUGGCACCCAUUCCAGAUGUUCUGGAUUAUCUGAACAACACAGGACAGCUGACUGAUAAAAUUCUUCAGACUGGGAUAAAAUUCAUGACUGAAGGUUAUUACCGGCAGACGAGAUAUAAACUGUGGAAUGGAGCCUAUAGUACAUUUUGGGGCUGGGCUGCUCAGUCGAAUUCCUGGCUCACUGCUUACACCUUUAAAACACUAGAAAAAUGUAAGAAGUACAUUUUUAUUGAUAAAAACAUUCAGCAGCAAACUUUAAUUUACUUGGAACAGAGACAGAAGCUGGAAAGUGGCUGCUUUAUGCCAGAGGGGCAACUGUUCAUAAAGGAGGAUGAAAAAGACGAGGAAGCAAUUAGCGUCCAGUACACGGCUUUCCUUGCUAUUGCUCUUCUAGAAUCUAACUACAGCCUUGGGAAGACCUUGCUGGAUGGCGCCAUGGGGUGCCUCAGGAAUGCUUCUACUCGGGAGCAAAAGAUGAUCAAUAAGGCCCUCAUGCUCUACGCCUUUACCUUAGCUGGGGAUGAGGAACAUAGAGCAAGUCUGCUGGAGGCAGUGAAACAAAGUGCUGUUUCUGAAGGAGGCAUCUUGCACUGGGAGCGUGAAGGUACAACUGGAAAUGUGGCAGUUCCUUUCUUUUACCCCCGUCAUGCAGCAGCUAAUGUUGAAGUUACAGCCUACAUCUUACUAAGUAUUGCAAAGGGUUCCAUUGUCACCCAGGAGGACCUGACCUACAUGGCUCAAAUAGCAGUUUGGCUUAUCCGCCAGCAGAACUCAUUCGGAGGCUUCAGAUCAACUCAGGACACAGUGGUGGCACUACAGGCUCUCACUUCCUAUGGUCGUCUGAUAUAUAAACCUAACGCCAAUCACAAUUUGGCCAUAACAAGUGGCAAUGAUGGAGUUGGACAGAUGACUUUGAAUCAAAGUAACCGGCUCCUAGUCCAGAGACAGCCACUUCCUGAAGUCCCUGGGGAAUAUGGCGUUGGUGUUAGUGGCACAGGAUGUUGUUUGAUACAGAGUACUGUACGAUAUAACAUCCCGGUUCCAGAUGAGAAUUCUGCUUUCUCGAUGUCUGCAACAUCCUCUGGAAACUGCCUGGAUGGAGUAGCAACUCUAGUUGAUCUCACCCUCCAAGUCAGUUACCAAGGCAAUCGUGAUGCCCCAAGUACGGUGAUCAUUGAUGUCAAAUUGCUUUCUGGGUACCAGGCAGAUUACUUGUCCCUUUAUGAGCUGGAGAAUGCAAAAUUGAUUGCCAGAUUCGAAGAGAAGAACGGUCAUGUUAUUCUGUACCUUAACUCUAUUUCCAGUGAACCAGUUGACCUCACUUUCAAGAUGCAGAUGGGCAGCCGGGUGCUGAAUGUGAUGAGCAGCUCAGUUUAUGUUUAUGACUACUACGAAGCAGAUGAAAAUGGCUAUGCAUCAUACAGUCACCCCUGCCCAGUGGCCACAUAAAGAAUAUAAUUGUCUUCCAUGUGUGAACAGAUGUCAUAUAUCAGAUGUCAUACUCCUAGAAUCACCAGAAAGCUGUGCUUGUGCUCAAGAAUUAUCAUCUGAUCUCUCCUCAACUCCCUUCUCUUCAUGAGAAUUAGGUGACCCUCUGCCUGGUCCAUAGAAGGACUCAUUCACUUUCCUGCUUUUAAAACAAAGUCCAGCUCUUAUUCUUUUAGAUUAAUCUUCCAUUCCUUGCCUUUACCUAAUAUUUUUUAAAUAAAUGGGCUGUGCAAAAGUGUACUGAAGCCUCUGGAGGUCUAUGACUACGGGUUCCUCUUCUUUUCUUCACAAUUUACAACGUAUUUUUAGGAUACUCCCUUUGCACUCAGCACUCUGUUGACUCCUCCAGUUCUGGUUGUAUAAAUAUCUUAAUGAAACAGAUAAUAAAGUGAUGUUCACACCCUC
Xenopus laevis (African clawed frog) is the source of this 5075-nucleotide messenger RNA. RefSeq lists its product as uncharacterized. NCBI's taxonomy places the organism in Eukaryota, Metazoa, Chordata, Amphibia, Anura, Pipidae. The record is from RefSeq and is marked provisional.